GACGACACCACUACGACCACUUCAACGCACACACACGCUCGAGCCCGCCGCGUCUCUUGCUGCCGUCUCUUGGUGCCGCAGUGAUGCCCUUCGUCAAGAAGGCAGCAACCACCGACACUACACAGAACAGGAGACAGACACUGCCAGCAACAUGGACGCCAGAUCAACAACAACAUCGUCGCACCGCAACGCAUGCGCACAGCCUACCGAAAGGCCGCCUCUCGCCGAGUCACUUCGACGCGCUCUUUGCAGCAGCGCCAGUGCCGCGUACUGUACUCAAGAAGUCAGCACCGAUAGUGACGCGACAUGAGAGGCAAGUGUCCACAACACAGACAGAGGUCGAUGCCAUAAGUCAAUUGAGAAUACCCGUGUCGGCCACGCGCAGCACGCUUACCAAGUUUAGAGCGUCCGCAGACAAAGCAGCCCCCCGGAGAGCGCGCGCAUCGUUGCCCUUGCCCAGUGUCGCGAAGCCGAAACGCGACAAACGGUAUAGCUUGACAGCCAUGUCUCAUCAGACACUGGUCUAUAUCAAGCCAGACCCAGAAGACAUUGUUGAUGAGCUCGAUCUUCUUGCAUCUCCAGCGCCACCCGCUGUAGCGCUAGUCGUACAACCUGAGCCGACGGAGAUGCUCGGUGACCUCCAAGCGGUCGCUGAUUCUGAGGCAAGCUCGCCCGCCAAUUCAGUGCAAAGCAGAGAGAUGGCUCAAGCGGCUGCCAUCAUGCUUGGAAGUCAUGAUGCCCCGACAGCUGAUGAUGAGAAAACAAAUGAGAGCCAACCAAGCGUCGGAGCGGUCAGACCGCCUCCUAAGCCUUUCAACCCUGUUGUUCAAGGCGAUCAACAGCCCGUUAUCGAGAGUAUUGCGCCUGUCUCCGCAUCACUCAUCGCGAGCGGACCGACACCUGCACCUCUAGCGAGAACACGCAGUCCAUCGCCCGCGCAAUUACAAAGGCAACAUGGCACGACUCCAGCGCGACCCAUUGACGACAUCUUGUUCAUGUAUGGCCUUUCACCGAGUAUAUUCAAAGACAAAAAGUCCCCCGCGAGAGCAAUUCCAAGCCCAGUGGCGACUGCUGGUACACCGCUUACACCGGGCAAUCUGAAGGCUUUGCAAGCCAGUAAUACUCCCAAGAAGCAAGACGCCUUCAUCGUCAGCUUGCCGCCCCCAGCUGCUCAUAAUGCGCGUCAAACAAAGCGAACCAGUUUUGUGUCGACUGAGGUUGACUUCGCUCAGAGACCGGAUAUUGUGCCUGCGCGAGCUGUAGUGGCAAAGGAGACACUUGUCACAACACAUGCACCGGCUAUGGCGCAUCAAGACUCAGCAAUGCUGGCGAGGUCAUCUGUGAUAAAGACACCAGUGCAGACUCCUCGCCAGUCUGCUGUCAAGCGCAAGCUGCUCAGUGCUGCACAGCUUGAAGAGGCUUCUCCGACGGUCAAACCCAGCACAAAAAAGUCACCGGCAAAAGCAGGUCCAAGCUCUCCUUCGAAGGCAUUGACUCGUGUCAUGGGUCCGUCAAGAUUGACCACGCCAGAGCCUCAAGUACGAACCACAAUGGACAUACCACUUCCGCGCCAGUCUAUCGAGCAGGAAGUUUGGCAACGCAUGCCAAAUAGAAAGCGUCCACUGUCUCUUUCAGCCAACUCACCCAUGAUGCGCCGUGACAAGGUACAGAAGCUGGUCGUCGAAGAAUCACCGCAAGCUCAUUCGAGCCCAGUGAAAUUACAAGCACAACCACAGUCUGCGCCGAGGCUUGGCCGCGCGUCGACUUACUCAGUUGAGAAGCGCUCAGCGUCUAGUCCCACAAAGAGGAGGGCAGCUCCGGCGCGAACUCCCAGGCUGGGCCGUCUUCAGAAAUUAGCCAAGACGCUUGCAGUCGAGAAGUCUGUGGACCGCGAGGCUGAGGCAGAGCCUGAACUCGCAGUGCAAACACCUAUUACGCCUGCACCGCCGAUGCGCUCUAGCAGCGCCCGGAAGCGUCUCAAUGAUGAUGUUCCUCUUGACGUUGUUGAAGGGAACGAAGAUCCUCUGCAAGUGAUUCAGCCUGUUAUCGAAGUACCGUCGCCUCAGCACCUGUUAUCAGUGAAAUCAAAAUCCGCAAAGAAAGGGGCUGCCUCCGUGCCUACUCCAGUCUUCAAGUUCGGUAAGCGUCCACUGCGAUUGCCAGACUCUGAAAGCGAAUGUGAGGAUGAGCUAUCCAUGCUUGACCAAGGCGCUGCUGAUACACAUCACAACGAGAAUCUCGAAGCUGGUGAGCAAGAGGAUGCGCGGCAAGAGCAAGAACGGAUCCAGGCAGCGCGACGGCCGAAGGUGGCAGGAUCUUCCAUCCUCCAGGAACUCAAUACCUUCGGCAAGCAGCCUUCACCUUUGCCUCGUAGCAAGAGGCAGCGCAAAUCUCCUGGGACGUGGUGGGCUGCUGGUGAUGUGAUACCAAAAGAAGAAGAGGAAAUACUGCCUGUCGUCGCAACGAAACGGGGCCCUGGGCGGCCUCGUAAGCUCGUGUCCAGUAAGCCGCCUCCCUCAGUCGUCGACGCUCGGCCUAACUCUUCAUACUCUGCCAAGAAGGGAUUCAAAUCUGCCACCAAUGGCUCUUUUGACUCGACAGAGUCUGAAGCUGUCACCCGUCCCGGCUUAGCGAAGCGCAAAUAUCCAAAAGCAGGUGGCUCGCGAGCUAAUGGCAAUUCAACCGCAAGGCCCAAUAGCACGCAUCAAGGCUCAAAGCUGCAAAGCAAGAAAAGCGAUGAAUUGCAGGAUGUGGAGCAACCGCCAAAGAAGCGUGUUAUUAAAGGAUACGGUUCGAAACCGCGUGUCAGGGUGUAUAAUUUUGAAGACGAAGACUCAGAUGAUCUCUGAAUGAAUGUAGACAUUCUAGGAGAUGAAUGCUUACUGCCGGGCCGUAUACAAAUCCCCAAGUCUAUCGAUAAAAUACUUUGGAACGACAGGUGCAUCUUUUGCCGAGAAGUCAGCUUCCGAUGAGACACCAGUCAGCACCAUGAGAGAGCCACCCAUGCCCGAGUUAUGUGCGAAUUGAAUGUCAGUAUUGAGGCGGUCGCCGAUGAAUACUGCCUUCUUCUUGUCGAAUUGAAACUUGGCCUCGAUCGCAUCAAGCCUGAGUGUUAGUGUGGCGCGAUAAGGGGUCAAGGAUACAUUUCUGGGUUGGGUUUGCCAAGUGCUUUGCCUUCUCUGCCGGUAGCAAACCUCAAGGGCGCCGAGCAAGAACCGGCACCAGGAAAAAGGGAGCCUGAUGUCGGGUAUGUGGAAUCGGUGUUGGUCAUGAGCAACAGGC
This is a messenger RNA of Protomyces lactucae-debilis, 3282 nucleotides long. RefSeq lists its product as uncharacterized. The record is from RefSeq and is a predicted model, not a curated record. The coding region runs from base 84 to 2849 and encodes 921 amino acids. The transcript has a single exon. Lineage: Eukaryota; Fungi; Ascomycota; Taphrinomycetes; Taphrinales; Protomycetaceae.